AACAACGGUCAAGGGCCUAGCUAUUUGUUAACUCUGGCCCCUCACCUGCUCCCCUUCUGUCCAGCCCACGGGAGGGCGACUAGGGUUAGGGGCGACCGGAGGUCCCCGCGCCUGCCCAAAUCCACCCAUCCCUUCCGUUCAAGCCGCCGGAGCUCCCAGGCCGCUGGUGUCGAAGCCGUCGCCCCUUCCUUCCAGGCCCGCCUCCUCUCUGUCCGUUCUGUCUUGGUCGCCGAAGCUCAAGACCACAGUGUCAGGAAGUUCUCCAAUCUUCCAGCCAAACACAAUUCAUCAGUCAGAUACACUUUGACCGAGGAAUUAUUCAGAAUCACUCCACGAGAGGAUCAGCUUUCGAAGCUAGAGAAGCAGAGCUCUACCAAACAGGCCAGGACGUCUCUCAAAUCCCCAGUUCAGUAACUGGCUAACUGUAGGAGAAGGAGAGAGAGAUGGAGAACGGCGGCGCUAAAGGCGACGUCCCCGACGAUGCGAACGAGCAUUGCCCUGGAACACAGUCUGAGGAGGCAGGCAAGGCAGAUGCCUGCGCUGGGUGCCCCAACCAGCAGAUUUGCGCCACCGCCCCCAAGGGGCCUGAUCCCGAUGUGGUUGCUAUUGUUGAGAGGUUGGCUACUGUGAAACACAAAUUGUUAGUUUUGUCUGGAAAGGGAGGUGUUGGAAAAAGCACAUUCUCAGCCCAACUCUCGUUUGCCCUAGCUGAAAUGGACCAUCAGGUUGGCCUUCUUGACAUAGAUAUAUGUGGCCCUAGCAUCCCUAAAAUGCUAGGCCUUGAAGGACAAGAUAUUCAUCAAAGCAACCUUGGCUGGUCACCUGUGUAUGUUGAGUCCAACCUUGGUGUGAUGUCGAUUGGUUUCAUGCUGCCUAAUCCAGACGAUGCUGUCAUAUGGAGGGGUCCCCGCAAGAAUGGACUGAUCAAGCAGUUCUUAAAGGAUGUCGAUUGGGGGGAGAUUGACUAUCUUGUUGUGGACGCUCCUCCAGGAACAUCUGAUGAGCACAUCUCGAUCGUGCAAUACCUUCAAGCCACAGGAAUCGAUGGCGCGAUAAUCGUCACGACUCCGCAGCAGGUCUCUCUGAUUGAUGUGAGGAAGGAGAUAAACUUCUGCAAGAAGGUCGGUGUUCCUGUCCUAGGUGUUGUGGAGAACAUGAGUGGUCUGAGGCAGCCGCUUUCAGACCUCAGAUUCAUCAAGUCAGAUGAGGCGGGCAAGACAGAUGCGACAGAAUGGGCCCUGAACUACAUCAAGGAGAAAGCCCCUGAGCUUCUGUCGGUCAUGGCCUGCAGUGAGGUAUUUGAUAGCAGCAAGGGAGGCGCCGAGAAGAUGUGCCAUGAAAUGGGGGUUCCUUUCCUUGGUAAGGUGCCCAUGGAUCCGCAGCUGUGCAAGGCGGCUGAGGAAGGGAGGUCAUGCUUUGCUGAUCAGAAAUGCAGUGCCAGUGCGCCGGCUCUUCGAAACAUCGUGAAGAAGCUGAUCAAGGCCGAGUGAGAAAAUAAUGUUGGCCUGCUGGGGAAUCUGGUAGUGAGAAAUGAGAUGAAAUGACAGAUGCCAGAGUUCUCGUUACCAAUAUAUAUAUAUGUUACGGCGUUACACACUGAAUCUGUAUUAGUGCUUGUGUUGGACCUGUAAGUUUUUGUUCGUGAAUAAUCAGUGGGUGCACAGACUAUUAAAAGCUUAGUUUCUGCUCUACCAAGUGGACUAUGUUUGCUUGAACG
This is a messenger RNA of Zea mays, 1717 nucleotides long. RefSeq lists its product as uncharacterized. Gene Ontology annotation, biological process: iron-sulfur cluster assembly. Gene Ontology annotation, cellular component: cytosol. NCBI's taxonomy places the organism in Eukaryota, Viridiplantae, Streptophyta, Magnoliopsida, Poales, Poaceae. Gene Ontology annotation, molecular function: ATP-dependent FeS chaperone activity; 4 iron, 4 sulfur cluster binding; ATP binding. The record is from RefSeq and is marked validated.